ACAUAUGCCCUUAGACUAACUGUCCCAUGUACCUAUUGGAGUCCAAAGUUGACUUUACAAAAUAAUUUUGAACCAUAAAGUACUGUGAUAUACGACCAAAUUCAUAUUUUUAUGACAACUUGAUUGAUUAAGCAAUAGCAAAUGCUGUUUAAAAUCUGGUGUACUUCAACUAAUUCUCCUCAAAAUUGUUCCCUUUGCAUGAAACAAAGAAUGGAUUAUGAUAGGGAAAAAGAGCUGAAGGCCUUUGAUGAUUCAAAAGCCGGUGUCAAAGGGCUAAUAGAUGCUGGGGUGGACAAAGUCCCAAAAAUUUUCAUUCGACCACCGGAUGAGCUUGCCGAGGAGUUGAACCGUUGCCAGGCUGGCUUACAAGUUCCAAUCAUUAAUCUCAGUGGUAUUGAAAUAGGAAAUAGGCGUGAGGAAGUUGUCCAUCAAGUCCGAGCUGCAUCAGAGAAGUGGGGAUUUUUUCAAGUGGUGAAUCAUGGAAUCCCCCAAAGUGUGUUGGAUGAAAUGAUUGAGGGAAUACGCAUGUUUCAUGAACAAGAUCCUGAGGUAAAGAAAGCGAUUUAUACGCGUGAUCGGAUAAAAAGAGUGAGAUUCGAGAGCAAUUAUGAUUUGUAUCGGUCAAGAUCUGCGAAUUGGAGGGACACCUUGACCAUCUCCAUGUUGGUUUCUGAUCAUCUUGAGCCUGAUGAAUUUCCCACAUCAUGCAGAGCUACAACAAUUGAGUACAUUAAGAAUGUUACUAGGUUGGGAGAUAUUCUCUUUGAGUUAUUAUCAGAGGCACUUGGCCUCAAACGCAACCACUUAACAGCAAUUGAAUGUGGUCGAGGGCGCACCUUUGUGUGUCAUUACUAUCCAACAUGCCCAGAGCCAGAGCUGACUUUGGGAGCUAGCAAGCACUCUGAUCCUGCAUUCCUCACUGUACUCCUACAAGACCAGCUUGGAGGCCUCCAAGUCAUGCACCAAAAUCAAUGGGUUGAUGUUCAACCAAUUCAUGGAGGUUUGGUAGUCAACAUUGGUGAUCUUCUUCAGAUAAUAUCAAAUGACAAGUUUAGGAGUGUGGAUCAUAGAGUGCUUGCCAACAAUGUUGGACCAAGAAUUUCUGUGGCAUCCUUUUUCAAUGGUGUUUUUGGAACUCCAAAGCUGUAUGGUCCAAUCAAAGAAUUGAUAACAGAAGAAAAUCCUCCUCUGUAUAAGGAUUUUCUGGACCAUCGAAUAAUUCCUCAAAAGAUGUGCUGUUCAAACAUCAGUGAUUCACAGACUUCAUGGUUACACCCUCUUGAAAUUGGACCAUUGCCUUUUGGGAAGGGAAUGGAAUGGUGAAGUUGUGUUUGAAGAUUGAUGGUGAAUGAGGGGCUCAGCUCUGUAUUUAUAGGUUGCGCUUGUUUCCUAAAGGGUCAAGUCAUCCUUUUCCUAAUCCUAAUCAAAGUAGGUAAACUUUAAUCCUAUUUGUAAUAAGUAACAAAAACAGUUUCGGAAAGUGUUGAGUUGUUUACAACUUUUAAACUUUGUUCAACAA
Molecule: messenger RNA, 1519 nt
Organism: Camellia sinensis
Lineage: Eukaryota; Viridiplantae; Streptophyta; Magnoliopsida; Ericales; Theaceae
Source: RefSeq, a predicted model, not a curated record